Messenger RNA from Synchiropus splendidus (mandarinfish), 2930 nucleotides. It is a transcript of the gene krit1, whose product is annotated as KRIT1 ankyrin repeat containing. Gene Ontology annotation, molecular function: protein binding. Gene Ontology annotation, biological process: negative regulation of angiogenesis; cell redox homeostasis; regulation of establishment of cell polarity. Bases 258 to 2486 code for a protein of 742 amino acids. Lineage: Eukaryota; Metazoa; Chordata; Actinopteri; Syngnathiformes; Callionymidae. The record is from RefSeq and is a predicted model, not a curated record. The transcript has 17 exons. Gene Ontology annotation, cellular component: cytoskeleton; plasma membrane.
CGCCAUCUCCUCGACUGGACGGUAACGCGACUCCUCUUUGUCCUGCUCAAAACUGCAGAUUAAACUACCUCAACUUGGCGACUAGUGUUACAUUUCUUCUUCAUCUAAGAACGAAGAACAAGUCUCGCAGAUAUUCAUACUAAGGCGAGGAUCUGUCUCGACGGAAGUUCACGUCACCCUCGGCUGCAGAUAUGCCUCUCCACAGCAUAUGGCCCUUUGCCUGGAGGUGUGGUCGAGACUGAGGGAAAGCCUUCACCAUGGGCAAUGAGGACAUCUUCGAUGAGGUGUUUGUCGCUGUCAUUCGCCCCAAGAGUCAAGUCAGCCUGAGCUCCAAAGAGUACAGAGCAAAAGCCUAUGAGAUUCUGCUUUCGGAGGUUCCCCUGGAAGGGAAGGAGAAGAAGAAAAAGAAAGUUCUUCUUGUGACCAAGAUUCAAGCUGGAGUAGAUAAAACAAAAUCAAUUCUUGACUAUGUGGAUGAAACCAUUAAACCGCUGUCCAACCAUCAUGGAUUCAUUGGCAAACGUGUAGUGCACUUGAAGAAAUUCCAGCUGGACAGAAACGAAGACGGAAGAGAAGCGUCACUUUUUGUGGUUCCAGUUGGUGUUAAAGACAACCACAAGCUGGCUCAUAAUGCCGGCGGUCCAAGCUUCCACUGUCUCCAUGAUAUCAUGCGUGUGUGCAGCGAAAACAGCACUCACUUCUGCUCCACCACCUCCAAGAUGCUACUGGCCCUAGACAAAUGGUUGGCGGAACAGCACACGGUGGCGCACGCUAUUCCUGCCCUGUUCCGUCCAGCCCCGAUGGAGCGGGUCAAGACUAACAUCAUAAACCCGGCCUACAGCAGUGAAGGAGAGCUGAGCGACGAGGGCCUGCACAUGGGCUAUACAUCUCUAGAGAUCAAGACCAAGAUGAUGUCCCUGGAAAAGGCGGACAUGUGCAUCCUUAACCCGCUCUAUGGUUCUGACUUGCAGUACACGAACCGGGUAGAUAAAGUGAUCAUCAACCCAUACUUUGGUCUUGGGGCACCAGACUACUCCAAGAUUCAGAUCCCCACUGGGGAAAAGUGGCAGCAUGGUCCCAACUGUGUGCCUGAAGACAAGGAACGUCAGUGGGUGGACGACUUCCCGCUGCACCGCAGUGCAUGUGAGGGAGACACAGAGCUACUUGCUAAGCUCGUGGACAGUGGCUUUUCUGUAAAGCAGUUGGACAGCGACCACUGGGCCCCUAUUCACUAUGCCUGCUGGCAUGGUAAAGUGGAAGCCACCAAACUGUUGCUGGACAAAGGAAAGUGUAAUCCAAACUUGCUAAACGGUCAGCUAAGCUCACCUCUGCAUUUUGCCGCUGGUGGUGGCCACGCUGAGAUAGUCCAGCUACUGCUGCAACACCCAGAGAUCGACCGGCAUAUCGAGGACCAGCAGAAGAAAUCCCCCAUGCAGGUGUGCGAGGAGAAAAAGCAGGGUGAAUGGGAGGAGGCGCUCAAGCUGUUGCAGCAGGCCACCAAGAAACCAUAUGAGAAAGUGCGAAUCUACCGCAUGGACGGCUCCUAUCGCUCUGUGGAGCUGAAACACGGCAACAACACCACAGUGCAGCAGAUCAUGGAAGGGAUGCGUCUGUCUCAGGACACCCAGCAGUACUUCACCAUCUGGAUCUGCUCCGAGAACCUGCACCUGCAGUUGAAGCCGUACCACAAGCCCUUGCAGCACCUGAGAAUCUGGACGGAGAUCGUGACUGACCUGACUGUGCUGGAUCCUCAGAGAGAGACUCCUCAGCUGUUCCUCCGGAGAGAUGUUCGGUUACCACUGGACGUAGAGAAAAAGGUGGAAGAUCCCCUGGCCAUUCUCAUCCUGUUUGAUGAGGCUCGUCACUGCCUGCUGAAGGGCUUCUUCCCUGCUCCAGACAGUAAACUGAUCACGCUGGCCAGCCUCCUGCUGCAGAUCAUCUACGGGAACUACGAAAGCAAGAAGCACAAACAAGGCUUCCUCAAUGAAGAAAAUCUGAAGUCCAUUGUUCCAAUACUCAAAGUGAAGAGUAAAGCUUAUCACUGGACCAGCCGGAUUCUCCAUGAGUACAAAGCUUUGAGCAACAGCGAGGGCGUGAGCAAAGAGAUGCACCACCUGCAGCGACUCUUCCUCCAGAACUGCUGGGACAUCCCCACCUAUGGCGCUGCCUUUUUCACGGGGCAGGUGUACACCAAGGCCAGCGCCAGCAACCACAAAGUGAUCCGGGUCUACGUUGGGGUCAACAUGAAGGGUCUGCAUCUGAUGAAUAUGGAGACCAAGGUUCUUCUCAUCAGCUUGGAGUACGGCACCUUCAUGUGGCAGCUGGGACAUGCUGACCAAUAUUUCCAAAUACACAGCGGUGACAAUAAAAUGAACUUCAUUGUGCACACAAAACAGGCUGGGCUAAUCGUUAAACUCUUAAUGAAGCUGAGCGGACAGAUGACUGCGAAUGACAAAAGUGCAUUAGACAAAUAUGCCUACGGCUGAGGGAACGUCAGCGGAGAAGACGCUGCUGCCAAAAUCUUCCCAUCCAACCUGCCCCCAUCUUGACUGCAUUGAAGCUGGAGGAAGAUUUGCUCUUGUACAACUGUCUCCCAUAAAUAUCCAUUACUGAAACUUCCUUAUUUUGGUCUGAUACAUGUAAAUAAUUCUAUUUAAAGUUUAAAUAAAUGACUGCAGUUUGAAUAAGAUGAUGUCUGUUGUAUGUUCUCGUGCAAUUGUUGGGUGAGAUAAAUUGACAUUUAUGUUCAAUGCAUGAUAUUGCUCCGUACUGGUCUGCUGCAUUCCUUAUUACCUCACUGUAAUUGGGUGUAGAUUAAAAUGCAUUAAAAUUGAUUGCAAAAUUUAAGUAAAUUUAUAUUAACUUUUUGUUGAUAUCGUUUGUAACUCACUGGAUUUAUAUACAUCUAUGGGAUUCCCCAGCCAAACAAU